AUGACUGAGAUUACACGGAGCUCCAGGGAGCAAGAUGGUCCAUUUGCAGCACUAGGGUGCACGAUAGAGAAGUUUACUAAGAUGAACGCUCAAGCGUUUUCAAGAGCAGUUGAUCCUGCAGUUGCUAAGAACUGGAUGCAAGAGAUAGAGAAAGUACUGACGGUGCUUCAUUGCACCGAUGAGCAAAGGGUCCUCUAUGCCAUGUAUAAGUUGAUAGGAGAGGCCGAGAUAUGGUGGAUGGCCAUGAAAUUAUUGGAGGAGCAGAGGCCCAUACUAGAGCCUAUGACCUGGAGCAGGUUCAGAGAAAUAUUCUUUGACAGAUAUUUUCCCUCCACUAUCAGAGAGGUUAAAGUGCAGGAGUUUCUGAGUUUGACUCAGGGGUCGUUGACAGUCCAGCAGUAUGCGACAAAGUUUAUAAAGCUGUCACGAUUUGCUCCAUACAUAGUUUUAGAUGAAGCUAAAAAGGCCAAGAAGUUUGAAAGAGUUGACAGAGCCAUAGUAGCAGAGGAGAGCGAAAAUACAGAUGUGGGAGUAUUGAGCCAGAGGAAGAAGCCCAUGCCUCCGGGUUUUCAGGCAGGUUCCAAUCGGGGCCCAUGA
Molecule: messenger RNA, 597 nt
Organism: Malania oleifera
Lineage: Eukaryota; Viridiplantae; Streptophyta; Magnoliopsida; Santalales; Ximeniaceae
Exons: 2
Coding region: 1-597 (198 amino acids)
Source: RefSeq, a predicted model, not a curated record